This is a messenger RNA of Microthlaspi erraticum, 387 nucleotides long. NCBI's taxonomy places the organism in Eukaryota, Viridiplantae, Streptophyta, Magnoliopsida, Brassicales, Brassicaceae. The record is from the annotation of a GenBank genome assembly.
AUGUUCUCAAUAGGCGGAGAGAUAGCCAUUUCGAUGCCGUGCUUGAGGGUUUCAUGGAGAGCCAAAGAAACUAGCCGCGACAUUGAGACAAAGCUAGAGUUCACGCGAUACGAACUAGAUGGAAGACUUGGAGAACUCUCUACCCAAAUAGAGAGAGUAGAGUCAAGAUGCUUGGACAUGGAGGAAGAUUUGAAGAAGCAAGGCGAGGCCAUUGAAGACAAUAGGAGAGCGAUACACUUUACCAAAGUUUCUACCAAGGAGAUGGACAAUCACUUAGAUGAGAAGAUCACAAGUCUUGAUAACAACCUCGAUGGCACCACCAAGAGUCUCAAUUCAAUAACAGCAGUAGCUCAUCAAGCUAAGAGGGAGGUAGCCGAAGUAACCUAA